Molecule: messenger RNA, 2470 nt
Organism: Quercus robur (English oak)
Lineage: Eukaryota; Viridiplantae; Streptophyta; Magnoliopsida; Fagales; Fagaceae
Product: mediator of RNA polymerase II transcription subunit 10b-like
Exons: 8
Coding region: 344-916 (190 amino acids)
Biological process (GO): positive regulation of transcription by RNA polymerase II
Cellular component (GO): chromatin; mediator complex
Molecular function (GO): transcription coregulator activity
Source: RefSeq, a predicted model, not a curated record
UUUUUUUUUUCCCUGUUGAAACUUGAAACCCAUUCAAACCAAAAUCAGUCUCAAUCUCCUCCACCAAAUCCAUAAACCCCAACAGGAUUACUUAUCGAGUCUGUGGCUCCCUCCAACGACGGCAAGAAAAGAACACUCCGGCAACUACCUAUCGAACCGCGUAGUCAACAAGAAAAGAAUACUCUGGCAACUACCUGUCUUCUUUGUUGGACUUCUUCAAUUCGAACCAAAUCUGUGUUCCUAGUACCCAGGAUUGAGCUCCUUCAAGUUUAGGCCUGCGUUUCUUCUGCUCUGAGAUACAUUUUCAAAAGUGUUAGUGAGGUUUUUGAAGUAAAAUACAACAAUGGAUUCAUCACAGAGUGCAGUAACAGCAGGGACUGGUGGUGGUGGCAAUGGGAUGAUGAUCUCUCAAACCAAUGAUACGGCAGCUACACCUGCUGUGGACAAUCCAAAGCAAAACCUGAACCAUGUCAUCAACUCUAUUCAGAAAACUUUAGGGCUUCUUCACCAGCUCUACCUUACUGUCUCUUCCUUCAAUGCUGCCUCUCAGCUUCCUCUUCUCCAUCGCCUCAAUUCUCUUGUUACGGAGCUUGACAACAUGGUUAAAUUAGCUGAGAAGUGCAACGUUCAAAUUCCUAUGGAAGUGCUAAAUUUGAUUGAUGAUGGAAAGAAUCCAGAUGAAUUCACAAGGGAUGUCAUAAACAGCUGUAUUGCCAAGAAUCAGAUUACCAAAGGCAAAACUGAUGCCUUUAAGGGUUUACGCAAACAUCUUCUGGAAGAACUUGAACAAACAUUUCCUGAUGAAGUUGACUCUUAUAGAGAGAUACGUGCAGCCUCUGCUGCUGAAUCAAAGCGGCUUGCACAGGCACAAAGCAUGUUACCAAAUGGAGAUCUGAAGGUCAAAUCCGAGCUGUAGGUGUUCAUGAGUGUGAACUGAAAGAAAUGUAGUGAGGGAAGUGGUGUAAAGAAUAUCUAAAGUGUGGGCCUGAGGCUGGUCUUGAUAGGAGCAUUUUCUAAUGUACUUGCUAGAGAGAAACAUCCCACUAGCUGUUCCAUGCGGACGCUUGUCAAGUAAAGGGGUUGGGAUGUCCCUUUCUGCUUCCUUGUUCUCUGUAUCUAAUAAGGUUCAGGGAAUUUUUAUUUUUGUUUUUCUUUAUACUUUUUCAGCUGAGUUCCUCACAUUUAUACUCUUACUGUUUAAGUCUACUGUUGAAAAAUUAAUCUUGAGUUCCUUACAUAGAUGCAGCGAGUACACUUCAUUUACAAGCAUAGUACAGGAUACAAAAGUUUUAUUUAAAAAAAAAAAAAUCCCACAAUUAUUGAUGCAAUAAGUUAUAAUUAGAGCAAACUAUCAACAACAUUUUUAUUGAAACUAAUUAUAACCUGCCACUUCAAUAGGUGUCAUUCAGUGGUCGGUGAAAUUUUUUGUUAAUGAAUAUUUCUUUUUUAAGGAAAAGGUUUAUCCCCAAAUCGGUUUGAUAAAACUAUUUACGGGUAUUUAUUUUUUCUUCACAUUACUUAUUUAAUGAGUUAUGUAAUUUGUUGAAAUAAUACCCAUCGAUUAGUUGGUUUUGCAGGAAAGUUUUUUUAGUAUAGAUUUUUAAAAUUUUUAUUUUUUAGGCUCAUGUUUUUCAAAUUACUUUAUUAUUUUUUAAAAGUUGAGGAAUAAGAAGAUAUGAAAUAGGAAAAUUCUUUAUCAUCUUGAAAUGCUUGGUUGCCACGUUGAUCUAAAGUCGCUAUGCAUACUUAGAGCACUAGAUGAUUGCGUUUGGACAAAGUGUGAUGUCCCUAGCAGCCAAUGACAAAUUGACAAUACACCACCCCUAUUUCUGGUCUUAUCCUUUGGGUCCACCCAUGUGGUUUUAUUUCGAUGUUUUAUAUGAUGUCUCCGUCAUAACGUGGCAACAACCUUGUGGUUUCCCACUCUAGCUUACGACUUGUUUGGCCACGUGAGUUAAACAAAAUACAUUGGCUUUUGCUUUGGGACACAGAAAAGGUUGAGUUAGGCCUUUGAAAAUGUUGCCCCAAAGUCCCAUUUUGGAUACAAAUCAAAACUUGGGAGAAUAAAAAGUGAUUCUUGAAGAUUCGAUGUUUACCAAAUGACUUCAGUGGACUGCAGCUACUUCCUACUCUUUCUUUUUUCAUAAAUUACAAAGGGAAAUGAUUCUCAUUGUCUGUUUUGGUAUCACAACUUAUUUGCAUAGCUUAUCAAAAGAAAUAACAUUUAUUUAACUUUUAUUUUUGUUAAAAUACGUGACAAAAAACAAAUGGUUCAGUUAAUGGGUACACUUGGGAGUUAUUUUAAAAAAGUUUUUAUAUUGUCUUUAUGAGAAUUCUAAAAAAAAUUGUCAAAAAAAUCAGUUACUUUUUUCUUUUUUCAUAAAAAGUUUAUAAAAAUGUUUCUUAAACUAAUGUUUUCAAGCAUUCAUUAGUUAAAAAAAAAAAAAAAAAAAAAAAAAAAAAAACUAAA